GGUAGAGCUUGCAAAACAUCUAGUGGCAUGUUCUUUUGCCGAUCGUGUGUUUUUUUCAAAUUCUGGAACAGAAGCAAAUGAAGCAGCUAUAAAAUUUGCUAGGAAGUUCCAAAGACACUCAACUCCUGAUGCAGAGGUGCCAGCCACAGACUUCAUUUCUUUCUCCAAUUGCUUCCAUGGCAGGACUAUGGGUGCUCUUGCUUUGACAAGCAAAGAACAAUACAGAUCACCUUUUGAGCCUGUCAUGCCUGGUGUGACUUUUAUAGAGUAUGGAAAUAUCCAAGCUGCAAAAGAAUCAAUUAGGCGUGGGAAAACUGCUGCAGUCUUUGUGGAACCCAUCCAGGGAGAAGGGGGCAUAUACAGUGCAACAAAAGAAUUUUUACAGUGUCUGCGAAGUGCUUGUGAUGACACUGGGGCUCUUCUGGUCUUCGAUGAGGUUCAAUGUGGUUUAGGUCGCACUGGAUAUCUCUGGGCCCAUGAAGCCUAUGGUGUCUUCCCUGACAUUAUGACCCUUGCCAAGCCUCUUGCUGGAGGCCUGCCAAUUGGAGCUGUACUGGUGACUGAAAAAGUUGCUUCUGCUAUAAAUUUUGGUGACCAUGGAAGCACAUUUGCAGGCAGUCCUCUUGUGUGUAAUGCGGCUCUCACCGUCCUGGAGAAAAUCUCAAAACCUAGUUUCUUGGCUAGUGUUUCUAAGAAAGGCCAGUACUUCAAGGAAAUUUUACAGGAAAAGCUAGGUGGGAACUCACAUGUGAAAGAAAUACGUGGCAUAGGGCUUAUCAUCGGAAUUGAGCUGGAUGUUCCAGCAGCACCACUCGUAGAUGCUUGUCGGAAUUCUGGACUUCUAAUACUAACUGCUGGGAAAGGAAAUGUUGUCAGACUUGUGCCUCCAUUGAUCAUAACAGAACAAGAGCUUGAACAGGGGGCUGAGAUUUUGUACAACGCUUUGCCAGUGUUAGAUGAAGGCAAGUAGGUAAGCAAAUUUCCUGCAUUACUGUUCUCAUUUUAUACUGUGGCUCACAGAUUCUAUGGAAUGUAGAAACUGUAAGUUAUUUGUAGAAAACUAAGCUUUAGCCCAUUUCGUUGCACACUAUGAGAAGAUACUUGGCUGGAGCUUUCUGUGUAUGCUUCUUUGUAGAAUAAAUUGCAAUUAUUCUCAUAAGCAUAAAUUUACCUCUCCAUUUUAAAAAA
Messenger RNA from Carica papaya (papaya), 1188 nucleotides. The record is from RefSeq and is a predicted model, not a curated record. Lineage: Eukaryota; Viridiplantae; Streptophyta; Magnoliopsida; Brassicales; Caricaceae.